CACACAGUCUCAGCAGUUCCAACCAUUAUGGCGGCUUACAGAAGCACUGCAGGCUUUUUAAGAGUUUUGCAUGCGGCUAAGCAUGUCUGUCUAAUGCCGAGAUGCAGUGUUUUAAUCUGCCGGUACUCUACAGUUUAUGACCCAAAUGAGAAGACCUUUGAUAAAAUCCUCAUUGCAAACAGAGGCGAGAUCGCCUGCAGGGUGAUUAAAACAUGCAAGAAGAUGGGCAUCAAGACAGUUGCAGUUCACAGUGAUGUGGAUUCAAGUGCGAUUCAUGUGAAGAUGGCUGACGAGGCUGUGUGUGUUGGUCCUGCCCCUACUAGUCAAAGUUACCUGAACAUGGAUGCUCUCAUAAACGCCAUCCGGAAGACUGGUGCUCAAGCUGUUCAUCCAGGCUAUGGAUUCCUGUCAGAAAAUAAAGAAUUUGCGAGGAGACUGGCAGCUGAGGGGGUGACCUUCAUUGGUCCUGACACACAUGCCAUCCAGGCCAUGGGGGAUAAGAUCGAGAGCAAACUCAUCGCCAAAGCUGCCAAAGUCAACACCAUCCCAGGCUUUGAUGGUGUUGUCAAGAAUGCAGAGGAUGCUGUGAAAAUUGCAGGGGAGAUCGGCUACCCUGUAAUGAUCAAAGCUUCUGCUGGUGGAGGUGGCAAAGGCAUGAGGAUCGCUUGGAAUGAUGAGGAAACCAGGGAAGGCUUUCGUUUCUCCUCUCAGGAGGCAGCAUCCAGUUUUGGAGAUGACCGUCUGCUGAUUGAAAAGUUCAUAGAUAACCCCAGACAUAUUGAGAUUCAGGUGUUGGCAGACAAGCAUGGCAAUGCUCUGUGGCUGAAUGAGAGGGAGUGCUCUAUCCAGCGAAGAAACCAGAAAGUGGUGGAGGAGGCACCCAGCACCUUUUUGGACCCAGACACUCGGAGAGCGAUGGGAGAGCAGGCCGUGUCUCUGGCUAAAGCAGUGCAAUAUUCCUCAGCUGGCACUGUGGAGUUUCUUGUCGAUUCCAAGAAGAACUUCUACUUCUUGGAGAUGAACACACGUCUACAGGUGGAACACCCCAUCACGGAGUGUAUAACAGGACUGGAUCUGGUGCAACAGAUGAUCCGUAUCGCAAAGGGUUAUAAACUGCAGCACAAACAAUCAGAUGUACCCAUAAAUGGCUGGGCCAUCGAGAGCAGGGUGUAUGCUGAGGAUCCAUAUAAAUCAUUUGGUCUCCCCUCCAUUGGUCGACUGUCUCAGUACCAGGAGCCGCUUGACUUGGCUAAUGUUCGUGUGGACAGUGGAAUUCAAGAAGGAAGUGACAUCAGUAUCUACUAUGAUCCCAUGAUUUCUAAGCUGGUCACGUAUGGUAACACACGAGCAGAAGCUCUGAAGAAAAUGGAGGAAGCACUUGAUAAUUACGUCAUCAGAGGUGUGACUCACAAUAUUCCUCUACUGAGAGAGAUCAUUGUUCACCCUCGGUUUGUGUCUGGUGAUAUCAGCACUAAGUUUCUCCCAGAGGUGUAUCCUGAUGGGUUCAAAGGUCACUUGUUAACAGCAGGAGAGAAGCGAGAGCUGCUGGCCACGGCUGCAGCGCUGUAUGUAGCAGCACAGCUCCGCUCUCAGAAGUUCCUGGGAGAUCUGAGGGUGUCCAGCGUUCCUCCGGAGAGAAGACAAUGGGAGUUGUGUGUGGAGCUUGAUAAAGGUGUUCACAUGCUGGGCGUGUUUCACUCUGAAAACAAAUAUACAGUGGAGAUAGAUGGAGAGAAGGUUGAGGUGUCUGGAGAAUGGAACCUGGCCUCAGGACUGCUGCCCAUCAGCGUCAACGGCAAACACAGGACUCUCCAGUGCCUCUUACGGACAGCGGCUGGAGAAAUCACCCUGCAGUAUCUGGGCACUUCAUUUAAGUUGCGUGUGUUGAGUAAACUAGCUGCGUCUCUCAGUAAGCAUAUGCCAGAGAAGGUUCCGGAAGACACCAGCAGUCUCCUCCGCUCUCCCAUGCCAGGAUCUGUGGUAGCUGUGUCCGUUAAACCAGGGGAUACGGUUGCCGAGGGACAGGAGAUCUGUGUGAUUGAAGCCAUGAAGAUGCAGAACAGCAUGACUGCUGCUAGGACAGCCAAGGUGAAGAGUGUGCACUGUAAAGCUGGAGAUACAGUUGGAGAGGGAGAUCUACUCGUGGAACUUGAGUAAAUAAACAUGUCAAAACUUCUCAUCUGUGCAUUCUGAGGAGAACUUCCGUCGCUGUGGAUGAGCAAAGACACUAGUAGAGUUAGAUGGAACAUUCCUCCACUGUUCUUGUUUUUUGGUUUGUUUCAUGGUUUCACUUAGAAGGAAAUGUCAAAACACUCACAUUCUCUUGUGCCUUGGUCCUCACUGGAGGCUUUACUGUUUGACAUGGAAGUAACCCCCAUUUGGCAUCAAUCCAAGUCACCACAGAUCGUCCAUUUUAUGAAUCAUCAACAACUAACAUGUUUGAAGGCAUUGGUCAUCUUGAAAUGCAGUCAAGGAGAGCUGCUGUCCUCCUCCCUCUCUCUGUGCAUUUAUCUUUCUUUAAAGGAAGUGCUGUUAAUGGUUCUAAUAUGCUAUGAAUAUUUCCGUUACAUCAUUUCUCAAGCUAAUGUUGGCCUAUAUACGUAGUUUUAAUCUAUCAAAUGAUCACUCUUAGUUUGAUAUAAAUCAGUGUUUCCUUUUGAUCCAAGACACAAUCCUGUCCUCAAAUGCAUUAUACUUGUUAAGCAAUAAUAAACUUGUUAAGCAAUAUGCAUGCUAAAUGUCACAUGAUCACUGAGAGUUUUUGACAUUAGUUCUGCCUUGCAUUCUGUACUACAUUUGCUUUGGUUUAUUUCCUAAACUCAACUUAAAAAUUGGACAAGUUGUUCUAGUGUAAGAGUUUGUGUUCUUACUGUAGCUGCACUAUUUAAACAAUUUGCUAUCUGUUUUAAAAUUGUUCAGUAUUUUACUGUUUGUAAAACCAAGAAAACUAGAGGAGUGGACCAUAAUCAGAAGGGAGAGGCAGAUGAGAUUGCUCAGAAACUAAUAGACAGCUGUGGUCAGGAGCCAGAAGACCAGUCGGAGGAGGCUCAGAUGGUGCUGUUUCCUGUAUUUUAGCUACUUGGAUCCACUUUCUGUCUGUGUUUGUUUUCAAGAAACAUUUCUUAUAAUAAAAAUGGUGGAGACUUGCUGUACCUAAUUUAUAACUA
Myxocyprinus asiaticus (Chinese sucker) is the source of this 3167-nucleotide messenger RNA. RefSeq names its product propionyl-CoA carboxylase subunit alpha (gene pcca). The record is from RefSeq and is a predicted model, not a curated record. Bases 28 to 2157 code for a protein of 709 amino acids. NCBI's taxonomy places the organism in Eukaryota, Metazoa, Chordata, Actinopteri, Cypriniformes, Catostomidae. The transcript is spliced from 23 exons. Gene Ontology annotation, molecular function: metal ion binding; propionyl-CoA carboxylase activity; ATP binding. Gene Ontology annotation, cellular component: mitochondrion.